Molecule: messenger RNA, 596 nt
Organism: Acanthoscelides obtectus
Lineage: Eukaryota; Metazoa; Arthropoda; Insecta; Coleoptera; Chrysomelidae
Source: the annotation of a GenBank genome assembly
GUAAAUAGCCAGGAAAGAAACAAAGCCCCUGUUGCAGUUCUUGUGCCUUUAUCUUUAGGAAAAUUCUUGAAAUCUUUUCAUUUGAAGAUUUUGACGUAAGAUCUUCCAAGUGUCGAGGAUAUUUGCACUGCCACAAUAAUGUUACCAUCGAAAACAGGCAUAAGGGAGUCAUUUAGAUAAAUUCAAGUUCUACGAAAUGGUCUGCACCAAGAAGCUGUUGCCAAAAGGCAUCCAAAUUCACCCAUUAGGGUUACUCUUGAUCGCUUUGGGAUGCUCUAUAACUAUUAUGCUCCACAACUUGGCGCUGAUGAAAUCAGAACAUGAAGAAGAUGAAAAAGGAGAAGGACAAGGAGAAGAGAAGGGAGGACCAGAAUCAGGAGUAGGAGAGGAGGAUGGUGAAGAGGGAGAUAAAGCUGGUAGAGAGGGAGGUGAAGCUGCUGGAGAGAGAGAUGAAGCUGGAGGGGAAGAGGAACAAGGAGAUGCGGGUGAAUGAAUGGUGACGGUGUGAAGAUGUUGGAAAAUUAUUGAAAUUUGAAGUGACCUUUUAUGUAUUGUCUAUAAUAAAUAUUCUCAAAAUCAAGUUACCCCAACCUUCA